Messenger RNA from Pomacea canaliculata, 3793 nucleotides. Its product is annotated as pre-mRNA-splicing factor 38A-like. Gene Ontology annotation, cellular component: precatalytic spliceosome. The coding region runs from base 29 to 1075 and encodes 348 amino acids. The record is from RefSeq and is a predicted model, not a curated record. The transcript is spliced from 9 exons. Lineage: Eukaryota; Metazoa; Mollusca; Gastropoda; Architaenioglossa; Ampullariidae.
CGCGAGUGUGGAAACAGAAGCGUCCAAGAUGGCUAACAGGACGGUGAAAGAUGCACAUUCGAUAAAAGGGACAAAUCCACAAUAUUUAAUCGAAAAAAUUGUUCGAACAAGAAUUUAUGAAUGCAGAUACUGGAAAGAGGAAUGCUUUGCGCUCACAGCGGCACUGCUUGUGGACAAAGCAAUGGAGCUGAAGUUCGUUGGGGGUGUUUAUGGUGGAAAUGUUAAGCCAUCGCCAUUCCUCUGUCUUAUCUUGAAAAUGCUACAGAUCCAGCCAGAGAAAGACAUUGUUGUUGAAUUUAUUCGUAAUGAAGAUUUCAAAUAUGUGAGAGCUUUAGGGGCAUUCUACAUGCGUCUGACAGGCACAUCAAUGGAUUGCUACAAAUACCUUGAACCACUAUACUAUGAUUACAGAAAAAUGAGAAUUAUGAACAGAAAUGGCAAGUUUGAACUCACUCAUAUGGAUGAGUAUAUUGAUGGACUUCUCCGUGAUGAAAGGACAUGUGACGUCAUCCUUCCCAGAAUUCAGAAACGCAAUGUUUUGGAGGAGAGCAAUCAGCUAGAUCCACGUGUCAGUGCUGUUGAGGAGGACAUCGAGGAAAUGGAGUCAGAUGAGGAGGAAGAGGAGCUCCCCCGAGAGGUGCGAAGAAGCCCCACACCUGAAAAGAGGAGUCACAAAGAUACUGAAAGGAGUAACCCCGUCCCAGUAUCCAAGCGGAGUCGUUCUAGAUCCCCACAUAAACGAGAUCGACAUGGUAAAACCAGAGAUACAAAGGCAAGAUCUAGGUCUAGGGAGCGAGAAAAACGUCACAGAUCACCAGGUAAAAGACACAGAGAGGAGGAAGACAGAAAACGUAAAAGCAGAAAGGGUCGAAACAACCGAGAUCGUCAAGAAGCAGAUAAAGAACGUCAUCGAGAUCGCAGCAACCGGGAGAAGUCAGACAGGGAAAGAGAUCGUGAACGUAGACACCGAGACCAUGGCAAAAGUCGUAGCCAUCACAGCAGAUUGCAGGAUGCAGAUAUUCGAGAAGCAAAUGAACUUAGAUCUAAAUUGGGCAUGGCACCUCUUCGGCCUUAGAAGUCUUGCUUAGAAGUGAAAUAGCAAAGUCAUUUAAUUUGUGUUAUGUCUUCUGAUCAACAAACUCUGAAAAACCCUUGGUGUAAGCAACAAGAUUAUUAUCAGAUGUUUUCUGUGCUCCAGAAUAUGGAACUUGCUGGAUUUGUGUAGCCAUUAGUCUGAAUUUGAGACAGGCCUUUAUCAUUUAAAAGAUUUGGAAUGAACUGUUUAUUUAGUGACAUCAUUCACUACCACAGCUUAAGUACAGAGUAGAAGAAUCCUUAAAGACUGAAACUCAUGAGGUAUUAAAAUGUUGAUGACAUUAAAUAGCAUUGCUAGAAAGCAGUGCUUGGUUUCUCUAGAUUGUUGGUGUUAGCCUGACCAAUGUGACAUUUACAGACAUUUAAAGAACUCUUAAUUUGCCUUACAGAAUAAAUGUCAUUCACUUUUUAUGUGUGUUUAUGUUCAUGUAUUCAUGUAUCUGCAAUGAAAAUACACUGAGAAGACACUGAAAAAUCAGUGGGAAAAUGCAGUAUAAUAGAUUCAUAGCAGGCAGUCCUUUCUAUUGUUUUCAGUUUGAUCUCCUAUAACCUUACUUAAGAAUAUAUGGAAAUUGACCUAAAAUUGUACAUGUAUCGUGCCUUUAGAAAAGUUAAAGUGCCAAAUGCCAGCCUUUUUCCUUUGUUAAAAAAGCCAGGAUUUUGCAUUCUAGUUUGUUGGAAGAUCAUUUCUGCACAUUUUUUUUAUUGACAUCUGUUUCUUUCAAGUCUGAAAAAAAUCUAACCUAAUCUAAAAAUAUUUAAUUCUACUGAUGUUCUUUGCCCGAAGGGGGCAGUUAUCCUUGCUUUGGCUGUGUAGGGUAGUAUGUAGUGCAAUAAUGGACUGAUCUGAUGUGUGUGGGGUGGAGGGAGGGAUUAAACAACUGCCUCUAGCUAGUCCUAAUGGCAACAUAAUUAUUUUAAGAUGCAAUGAGAAAAAGUUAAUUAUAUUAAUCUUUGAAAGUUCUACUGACAUAACCGUGGAGUUAUAAGAGUAUAUAAAGUGGCUUAGGCCAGGCAUGAGGGUCUUCUCUCCGAGGGCGACAUGGGUCACAUUUGUCAUUAGGGCUGCACACAAAAACUAAUUGAAGUCAUUUAAUAAAAAUUAUUGCAGAAUAUGUUUAUUACUUAAAGUUAGAAACAUACAAAUGGUUUAGUAGCUAGCCACAUUUAUGAUUGCAAAUUAAUCAAGUUGUUUAACAAAUGAAAAAAAUUUAACAGCAACUUGCAACUUGUAUGCAACAGCAACAGAUACAUUGAACAAAAACUGCCACAGUUCAAAAUUAACAUUUAGGACUAUUUUCAGUGUUUUGCUCUAAUGCUUGACACUUUGUUUUAAUGAAAAUUUUUUCUGUCUGGCUGAAAUGUUUGCGCAGUUUCCACUUACAUCAGAGAUGAGAGGUGCUGAUCACUCAGUCUUGUGAUGUGUGUGUUGAUUUUAUGAAGAGAAAUAACUGUUUACACACAGGUAGAACUGAACAGUGUUAUAAUCCUUGUAGCAAACUUCCUGAAGUUUCUAAACUUUUCAGGAAGAUAUAAAAAGAUCUAUAUAACAGAUUUUGCGAAUCGCUGCAGUGUCCGUUUUGUUUGCAGGCCGUAUGUUUGCCAUGCCUAGCUUAGGCAACAAUGAUGGAAGAGGGACACAAGUUCAAGUAUUAAAAAGUUGCCAGUUGGGGGACAAGAAAUUAUUUGUACAUAUCAAUGCUUGCGUUGUUGGUCAAGACAGGACUAAUUCUUUACUGAUUUAACUGCUAACUACAAGGUUUUCCAUUUUUUUAAAACCCAUUUUUAUGAUUUCUGUCACAACUCCCUAUCUGCGGUGUCAGAAAUUAUUAAUUCAAGACAGAGACUUUAAAGUCUCUGUUCAAGAGUAGCUGGAUUUUGGGGUGAAUAAGUACAAAACAUUCUUUGUAAAUCAAAACAAUAUAUGAAUCACCUCUAGAUUUAUGAAUCAUUAUAGAUGAUGACAAUUUGAACAUCUUUUUAGCUCUUGUGAGCUCAUUGGAUAUUAUGAUUUUCAAAGAAGCACUUUGCAAUCUACAAGCAAGACAAAAAAAAUAAAAAAUGACUUGUGCCUACUUGGUCUGUCCUACAAUGGGAACUGUGGUGUGGGUAGGAUUUGCAGCCUCGUUUAUAGUAUUUCAACUGGAUUGUCAUUGAGUGAAAUGGGAGCAACUACUGUUUUAUUAUCCCAUUUAUCACUUGCAGAGAGUGCUAUUUAUCUUGGUCCUGAUUUUGCGCAUUAUAAGUACUUAUUAUUAUUGUUUUAUAGACAUAACGUUUGCAUGUUAUUUAUAUUUUUAUUUUUCAGCUAGACCUGAAGCGGGUUUCUCUCUCUCUCUUAUAUUAUAUCUGUUGAUAUCGCUGUACACUUGUUUGCAGACAUGCUCAGUCUGUAUCAGUUUGUUAUGUGAAUUUGUGUUUCUGCAUUUCUUUUGUAAAUUGUAAAUGGAGAUAUGAAGCAGGGAAAUGAGCUAUACAUGUAUACAUUUCUAUCAUUGUUAUUAUAUGAAGGAAUGAAAGUAAAAAUUGAUGUGAUUGGAGAAACAUUGGCUAGGUAUAUAGGUACAUAUAGUUGAAAUGUAAGCAAAAAAAUUCUAAAAAAGAAAAAUGACAAAGAUAGUGACCUUUACAACACAACUCACAAAUUUUUAUAAAUGUAAACCUUUAUUUUUUUCCAAAUAAAGCUUGUAGAACUAAA